GCUAAAGAAACCAGUUACACAGCCGCGCACUGGCGUACGGUCAACCGAGCGUGUAGUGAACAUACCAAUAUACAGGGUAUUGUGUUGUGUGUGUACUUCGCUAAGUAAGCCGGGGCAUGGCGGAUUAUACAGAAAUAAAGACGAACUGCCUGCAAAAGUUCCAACUAUGGGAGGACCCUGAUUUCCCCGCCACACAAAGUUCCGUGUUUUAUCAUCAAGUCCCACCUUUCCAAUUUGAAUGGAAAAGACCACACGAACUAUAUCUCAAUCCGAAGUUUAUUCACGAAGGAUACGAGGGCUUCGAUGUGGUGACCGGUACACUCGGUGACAAAUGGCUGUUAUCGUGUUUCGGGAUAUUACAUAUGUAUAAAGGCCUAUUUUUUCGAGUAAUUCCCGGAGUACAGAGGCUUGAUACUAACUAUGCUGGCGUAUUUCGAUUUUGUAUAUGGUGGUGUGGGCAAUGGGUAGAAGUAUUAGUUGAUGACCAGCUGCCCACAGUGCACGGCAAGCUGGCUUUCAUGCACUGCAGCCAUUCAGAGCAAUUAUGGCCAGCCUUAUUAGAAAAGGCUUAUGCUAAAAUGCACGGAUCGUAUGAAGCUUUGAAAUACGGGAAUCUUCACGAUGGACUUGUAGAGUUAACGGGGGGUAUAACAGAGACUAUCCCACUCGCAGAUAUAGAAGAUCCAGUUAGAUUGCACAAUUUAUUACAGACCACAAGUGUUGUUACAGCGUACCAUUCUGCAAAUUCUGUUAAAAAUAUAGAAUCUGGAAUACGCUACAGAUUGUAUAAUAUGGAAAGGGUAGAAACCCCGGGAGGUUACAUACACUUAGUACGCUUGGGAAAACCUCUAGCGGCCGGAGAAAAGCCUUUUAACCACCUGGUUUUAGACAAAACAACAUGGAAUUCAAUACCAAUAUCAGAGCGAGACCGAUUAACAUCUACUACUACGGGUUUCUGGAUGCUUUAUACGGACUUCAUAAGCAUGUUCGCCCAAUUGGAUUUAGUUCAUAUUAGUGGAGAAAAUAGUCAGAUAGAGGCUACUCUGGCAGAUAAACAAAAGUGGCUGAUAAGGUCUCAUCAAGGGAGGUGGAUGAAGGGAGUCACGGCCGGAGGUUGUAGAAAUCAUGCUGAAUUUUUCCACAUGAAUCCACAAAUUCAAAUAUUGGUUAGUGAACCGGACACAGUGUUUGUUUCACUCAGUCAACAUAGUAUAAUGGAACCGAAAGUUAUAGGCUUUAGUAUUUAUAGAAUUUCAAAACCACUUACGGAAAUUGCACCAUCCACGUUAUUUAAAAAAAUCAAGAGCUCCAUUAAUUCUAAAUACACCAACAGCAGACAAGUUAGCGAACGAUGUGAACUAGAAACCGGUGCCUAUUUAAUUAUACCUACAACCUUCGAACCACGACAGGAGGGAAAUUUCACACUCCGAGUUUGUUCAAUAAAGCAACACAAAGUCAAUUUAUUAGAUUGUUUUCCACAGACAUUAAAAAUGGCUCUGUUAAAACCGCCAUCUCAAAUAAAUUCCAAUACUUUUCAACUGUACGACUCGCAAUUUCUUCAAUUAGCAGACGAACACAAAACUAUAAAUGCGUUUGAACUUCAAGAACUGUUGGAGAGAUGUUUGCCCAAUGAUUACAUUAAGAGCUGCGCAACAAUAGAAACGUGCCGGCAAGUCGUGUUGUCUAUGGAAAAGGAUGGAUUGGGUCGUAUAACGUUAAACGACUUCAAGAAUUUAAUAUACAGUUUAAGAUAUUGGCAAGAAGUUUUCAAGCGAUAUUCCACCGAGAAAAUGGGAGUGUUACGAGUAGAAAGAUUUCGUGAUGCGCUCCGUGACGUCGGCUUUGCUGUGCCUGAGAGAGUCAUGGCCCUUCUAGUGCUCAAAUACAUGAGAAAGGAUGGCAUGCUGAGAUUUGGGGAUUUUGUAUCUGCAAUCGUCCUUUUGCAUAGGGCAUUCGAUAUGUUCUGCAAUAACUGCUCAACGAGUACAUACAAAAUGCAAUUAACAUUUUCUGAGUGGCUGAAGUUGGCUUUGACGUGCUAACAUUAGGAUUCAGAUAAGAGUUGCUGCUAAUACAGGUGCCAAAUCAGCAGACAUCGGUGCUUAGAAAAUAUAAUAUAAAACAUUUGUGAUAAACGAAACGAUAUUAUAUGAAUUAAGAAUGUACUUGUGGUGUAAACAUAUGAUAUGCAUUUAUUAUUAUAGAUUUACUAUAGUGUAAAUAUCAUAUUUUGAAUGUAAUCUACAAAAGUAGGACUUAAUUAUUAAUAAAUUGAUAUGACUUUA
Colias croceus (clouded yellow) is the source of this 2285-nucleotide messenger RNA. It is a transcript of the gene CalpC, whose product is annotated as calpain-C. The record is from RefSeq and is a predicted model, not a curated record. The transcript has 13 exons. Bases 117 to 2042 code for a protein of 641 amino acids. Gene Ontology annotation, molecular function: calcium-dependent cysteine-type endopeptidase activity. Lineage: Eukaryota; Metazoa; Arthropoda; Insecta; Lepidoptera; Pieridae. Gene Ontology annotation, cellular component: cytoplasm. Gene Ontology annotation, biological process: proteolysis.